Salvelinus fontinalis (brook trout) is the source of this 3965-nucleotide messenger RNA. RefSeq names its product lipoprotein lipase-like. Lineage: Eukaryota; Metazoa; Chordata; Actinopteri; Salmoniformes; Salmonidae. The record is from RefSeq and is a predicted model, not a curated record. Bases 873 to 2366 code for a protein of 497 amino acids. The transcript has 8 exons. Gene Ontology annotation, biological process: lipid metabolic process. Gene Ontology annotation, molecular function: apolipoprotein binding; lipoprotein lipase activity.
UUAUGUUUGCACCAUACGGAACUGUAUACGGUUUGUUCGGUUUAUGUAGUCUGUUUCCUAUUCGUACGUUCUUCGUGUCUAUGUAAGUUCUCAUGUUUAGGUCAGUCUACGUCGUUUGUUAUUUUGUAUCAUUUCAAGUAUAGUUCGUGUUCGUUUUUCGUCUUGUUUAAUAAAUAUGUAUUCAAACUUCGCUGCGCCUUGGUUCCCUCAACACUCCUCCCUUUUCCGAAGAUGGAGAGGAGGAGGAUCGCCGUUACACCAAUGUCAAAUCAGUUAGAGAACAUUAAACAAAUCUAACUGUUUGAACUUUUAGGAAAGGUUCUGUCAAAGCAAUGAAAUACCAAUAUUAUUUUGUUUGGUCAAGUUCCUUAAAUGUGAGUGUUCCCUAAGCCAUGCAACUAUCCUGCGCCCUUCCCAGAAAGUUGUAUGGGGAAGCGUUAAAUGAACUAUUUAUUUUCAGGCAUGAAACUUCCCUCAUGAAGUCAAGAGCAAGCCCAUUUGUAGCUAUGGGCAACAGCAAAUUCAGUCUAGCCAGAUCUGAUUUAACAUUUGCCUGUGCUAUUUCACAUAGUAAAUAACAUUCGCUUGAAUACAAUUAUUAACUUCAUUGCCAGUUAUCAAUGUCUUACAUUAUACCCUCAUUCCCUGCGCGGGGUAAAAGCAACCAAUAGGUUUGCGACAGAGGGAGAGGUCCUCUUUAGGAACCGGGCACUUCAAGGUGGUUCAAAUAGCUUUACUGCGCGCCACAAAACGUACGGAAUCUCUUCUAACUGCUGGAAAAUUGUCACCAUUUUACAUUCGAUACAUUUUUUUAGGGUCUGUGAUUGCAAACUUGACAUUUCCCCAAAUAAGAAUUAUUAGGUUGAAAAGAAAUGAAAGGGUUGCAAGCGCAAUGUCUUUACUUUCUUGUGUUAAAUUCAGUAUUUUAUGUCUCGUCUUUGGAAGAGGACCACUCCGUUCAUACCCUUGAUAAUUUAAUGGACAACUUCAAGGACUUGUUUCAAAAGAACGAUGCCACUCCUCAUGCCUACACCAAAUUCUCCCUCCGGAAGCCUUUGAUGCCAGAAGAUGACAUCUGUUACAUCAUCCCCGGCAACCCAGAGUCUCUCAAAGAAUGCACUUUCAACAGCACCUCUAAAACUUUCCUUGUGAUCCAUGGCUGGACAGUGAGCGGCUUGUUUGAGAGCUGGGUGGCCAAACUGGUGUCAGCGCUGUAUGAGAGAGAGCAGGAUGCCAAUGUGAUCGUGGUGGACUGGCUGUACACAGCCCAGAACCACUAUCCUGUAGCCGCCCAGAAAACCAAGAUGGUGGGACAAGAGAUCGCUCACUUCAUUGACUGGCUGGAGGAGGCAACCGACAUCCCUCUUGAAAACCUCCACCUCAUUGGCUACAGUCUGGGUGCUCAUGUGGCAGGAUUCGCUGGGAGUUACGCCUCUAAUAAAGUGGGCAGAAUAACUGGUCUUGACCCAGCCGGUCCAGACUUUGAGGGAGAGCAUGCUCACCACCGCCUGUCCCCAGAUGAUGCUCACUUUGUGGACGUUCUUCACACCUUCACACGGGGCUCUCUGGGCUUCAGCAUCGGCAUCCAGCAGCCUGUGGGUCAUGUGGAUAUAUACCCCAAUGGAGGCAGUUUCCAGCCAGGCUGCAAUCUGCAAAGCACCCUGGAGACUAUUUCCAAAUAUGGUCUCUUUGCCAUCACUGACAUUCCCAGAUGUUCCCAUGAGCGUUCCAUUCACCUGUUCAUCGACUCCCUGGUCAACGAGCAGGAGGCCAGCAUGGCAUAUCGCUGCGGGAGCAACGAUAUGUUCAACCGCGGAAUGUGCCUCAGCUGCCGCAAGAACCACUGUAACACCGUGGGCUACAACAUCAGAAAGAUUCGCAUGACACGCAGCAUCAAGAUGUACACCAAGACCAAAGACUUCAUGCCGUUUAGAGUCUAUCAUUACCAGCUGAAGAUCCACUUCUCCAGCAAGGUGGAAAGGUCUGAGAUGGAGCCUUCAUUGACAGUCUCUCUGAUUGGAACCAAAGGAGAGGUUGAAGACCUCAAGCUGACACUAAAGGAGAAGAUUACGACCAAUAAGACCCAUUCCUUCCUGUUGGUAGCGGAGAAAGACAUAGGUGACCUCCUGAUGGUAAAGUUCAAGUGGCAGGAGUCUAACUGGUCAGCCUCGUCCAUGCUCAAAAUGGUGUCAUCUUGGUGGUCAGGUGACUCUGUGGAUUCUGAAGUGGAGGUUCACAAAAUACGCAUCAGAGUCGGGGAGACGCAGAAAAAGAUGGUGUUCUGCAUUAAAGGUCCUCAUGCCCUCAGCUUACAACAGGAAGUGACGUUUGUAAAAUGCAAAAUUAAUGGGAAAAAACAAACAUAAAAAAGGUGAUAAUUAUUUUUUUUUUAACAGCUAUUUUUUUUCUUCUUGCAAUACUUUUUUCCUGCAUUAUUGCCAGUCAGGGAUCCAUUGACAAAAAUCCUGUUGGUUUUACAGAGUUAACCUCAGGAACCGCUAAUAUUGAAUGUAUGGAGCAACGGACGAUUGCCCUCCUUCCACUGCCGAAGCACUUAGAAAAAUAAUUUAUACAGCUGUAAAUGAUUUUGUCAUUCAAACUAUAGAAAUACAUUUCCACCUUGUAUAUAGUGUACAGAAAUGUGUUAUUACAAAUGUGUGAAUAUUUGUAUUUAUUUAUUUUUUAAGUCUACUUGUGCCACAUCAACUACGAUGUGGUGCUAAAGGAUAGUGAAUGCCAUUGUCUUUGCUGAUUUUCUGGCAACCCCAAAGAGAUGGUUCUUAUACAAAGUCGUUGGUGCCUCUGACUGACGGCAAUCCAUAGACAGAAUGAGAAGAGGCCUCGAGGUACCUGCAGUUAAAGCCUCAUGUGUUGCCUAUGUUAUGUUUAAACUGACAGAGCAUUCACCAUUGUCGUCCUCAAUACUUUGUGAUUAUAGGAUCGGACUCAGUGUGCCUUAAAAUAACUUAUUGUCAAUUAACUUGUCUUAACCUACCGCAUGUAUUUGUUGAUACUGUAUGUUUUUUUUCAUAGUUAUUUGUAUCUUUUACAUGGUGUUUGAGACAGUAAUAUUGUGAGGUCCGAAAUGCAAAUUAUUCCCGAUAACUUUGUGAUUAUAGUCAAGCACUUGAGCAGUAAUGCAUUGACUGCUGUUUUUAUACAAGUAAAUUCAUUUGAGACCAGCAAUAGUCCGGCCUUUGCAGCCGAAUACACUACAUAUCAGUGGGAUAACCGUUAUUACAAUGUUAUACAAUAUUAUACCUUUUAAAACAAAAAUAAUAAUUACAACUGUUUAUACAGAACCCUUACCUCUGUUUCAUUGCAAGUGCUUAUGUGAUGUAUUUAACUGACAUAUCCAUGGUUGCUGCUGAACUAUAACCCAAAUAAUGUUCAUUUAGCUGUGGAUGCCAUUUUAUAACUGUGAACAGGAAGCUUCUCUGAAAUAAGUCAAUGAGUGGUUCUUGUAAAGUGAGUCGACAUCAACAAUAGAAACAUGACAGCCUUCCUCAGUAGACUGCACAGUUUACUUUGCAUCAUAGUUUAAGUUACAGGUAAUAAUUUGCAGGUAAUGAGGAUAUUAUAAACAAUGUUAUUGUGAUCAUAUCUAAAUGUCAGACUAUUUUCAACAGCACUGAGUAGGCUAAUUAUAACAAAUAUGAUAUAUUUUGAGAUCGGUAUUGUAAAUCAUUGUGACUCAUUUAAUUUCUGCCUGUUCUAUUGAGCCUGUAUAAAGGGGAGAUGAAACACUUUUGCACUGAAAACGGAGAAAAGGUUACUAAAGCGGUUACUUGCUAAGUGCUCCAUGUGUAAAUACCAUGUUGGCAUAUACUUCUAUGGUACAGAAUAUUACUAUAUUUUUUUUUACCCUCUUUUACCUCUGAAGGUAUAUCUGCAUUCUAUUGAUACCUGUAAAUACUGUAUGUGACUAUAUACAUAUUUUAAUAAAUUGGAACUGCUAUUUUGAA